Molecule: messenger RNA, 392 nt
Organism: Adineta steineri
Lineage: Eukaryota; Metazoa; Rotifera; Eurotatoria; Adinetida; Adinetidae
Source: the annotation of a GenBank genome assembly
AUGGCGGACGAAAUUGUUAAUUCUACAGAUUUAAAUAUGGCAACUGGUGGAGUUGAAGAUAGUGAAGUUGUAGUUAGCACGAAAGGUAGUGAAAUGAAAUAUAUAAUAUAUAAAUAUUUUACAUUGAACUAUUUAGAUCAACCUAUGAUACAAACAGUUGAUGAAAAUGGUUAUGAAUCUGAAUGUAGUUCAAGUUCAAGAAGUGAAGCAGAUAUAGCUCGUUCAGCACUUGAAGUUGAAGCUGAUGCAUUUACAAGAUUUAUUGAACGACAACGUACUGAAGUCAUGUUUGAAUUACGUAAUUUACGUUUAGGUGAUCGACCAGUUACUGGACAACCUAAUCGAGAACGAAUUGAAUCAUUUCUUAAUGAUAUUCAAGAAAGUCAACAAGU